Messenger RNA from Neofelis nebulosa (Clouded leopard), 2024 nucleotides. RefSeq lists its product as uncharacterized. The record is from RefSeq and is a predicted model, not a curated record. Gene Ontology annotation, biological process: proteolysis; virion assembly. Lineage: Eukaryota; Metazoa; Chordata; Mammalia; Carnivora; Felidae. Gene Ontology annotation, molecular function: aspartic-type endopeptidase activity; zinc ion binding; nucleic acid binding.
AUGGGAAAGACUCAGACUACUCCUCUAAGUAUUAUGAUUGAUCACUUUAAGGAUGUGAGGGGAACAGCUUACAACCUCAGUGUGGAAGUCCAAAAGGGUCGGUGGCAGUUUUUUUGUUCUAGCGAGUGGCCAACUUUCAAUGUCGGAUGGCCACCAGAGGGGACCUUCAACCUCCCUACCAUCCACCGAGUCAGGAGUAUCAUCUCUCGGCCUAAGACAGGCCAUCUUGAUCAGCUCCCUUACAUUAUCACUUGGCAGGACCUUGUAGAAGACCCACCCUCUUGGCUUAAGCCCUUCCUAGCCCCGCUCCCUCCAGAGCCAAAACCCAUUCUUGCUUUGCAGGGGACAAAGAAGAAGAAAAGUCUUACCCAGCCUUCAGCACCCCUCUACCCUGUCCUACAGGGGGGUACUGAAGAAGAAUUAAUUUUUCCUCCCCCGUAUAACCCCUCUAGGAUGCCGGAAGAACACCAUCCUCCCCCUCCGGGGGAGGCAGACGCUGUUCCGAGAGCGGGAGGCGGAAAUGCUCCAGUGGGAAGCCUGCCCUUUACCAGACAAAGGGCUCAGAGGGAGCAAUCCACCUCCGCCGCCGACUCCACUAUUCUGCCCCUGCGAGCCACUGGACCCCCAGACACGGAGGGGAAUCAGCCCCAUCACUAUUGGCCUUUCGCCACUAGUGACCUCUACAAUUGGAAAGCUCAGAAUCCUAAGUUUUCCGAGAAACCAGCAGGGCUUAUUGAUUUAUUAGACUCUGUUCUUUUUACCCAUCAGCCGUGGGAUGAUUGCCAGCAGCUUUUGCAGGUCCUGUUCACAACUGAAGAAAGAGAAAGAAUCCUCAAUGAGGCCCGAAAACUAGUUCCGGGCGCAGACGGGAAUCCCACCACCAACCAGGCUCGGAUAGAUGCCUCCUCCCCCUUAACUCGGCCCCAGUGGGAUUUCAACACGGCAGAAGGUAAGGAGAGGCUCCGGGUCUACCGCCAGACUCUAAUGGGAGGUCUCCGAAUGGCUGCUAGAAAGCCAACCAAUUUGGCCAAGGUAGGAAAUGUGCAACAGGGAAAAGAUGAAUCUCCAGCUGCCUUUUUAGAACGGAUCAUGGAGGCAUUCCGUACCUAUACCCCCAGGGAUCCAGAGGCUCCAGAAAGCAAGGCAGCUGUUAUCAUGGCCUUUGUAAACCAAUCGGCCAUAGACAUUAGGAGAAAAUUACAGAAAAUAGAUAGACUAGGAGAAAAAAGUCUGCAGGACUUACUGGUGGUAGCCGAAAAGGUAUAUAAUAACUGGGAGCCUCCUGAGGACAAGCAGGCUCGCGCCAUGGUGGCUGCCAGCAGUAAGCAGACUCGAGACCUGGCCAGAAUACUACUAGCUACCACUGCUGACUUCCCCGAGGAACGAGACCACCGUCUCCGGCAGCUGGCAGACGAUGCAAGAAAAGGUAAAAGAACCACCAAGCGGGGGAAGCAGAGGCUGCAGAAGGAUCAGUGCGCAUACUGCAAGGAGAUAGGGCACUGGGCCCGAGAUUGUCCAAAAAGGGCCGGUGGGAAGGGAAGCAAGACUGAUCAAGUAAAAGUCCUAGAGCUAGAUGAACUGAGUGAUUAGGGGAGUCGGGGUUCGGACCCUCUCCCCGAACCCAGGGUAACUCUUAAAGUGGAGGGGACCCCUGUUGACUUCCUUGUCGACACCGGAGCACAACAUUCGGUUCUCCGCACCCCACAAGGAAAACUAGCCAGCAAGAAGUCCUGGGUACAAGGGGCAACGGGUAUGAGCCAGUAUUCAUGGACUACCCGAAGAAUGGUAGAUUUGGGAACGGGCUGGGUAUCCCACUCCUUUAUGGUAAUACCAGAAUGCCCCUACCCGCUGUUAGGACGGGACUUACUGACCAAGAUUGGAGCUCAGAUAACUUUCAGACAAGGGGGGGCCUUAGGUCACCAAUUGCAAGGGCCACCCCAUCCAGGUCCUGACCAUGAAACUGGAGGAUGAAUACCUCCUCCACCAGGAGGCGCUCCCGAGAGAGAAUAAUAUAGACAGAUGGC